AUACCAAACCCAAUCACUGUCCUUUUCAUCUUCCCAUCUUUCUUAGUUCAUCCUUUUAUUACCAGUCACCAUCUUCAUUGUUAUUAUCAUCUCAUAUUCAAGAAGAUUACAAUUCAUCAUGCCGUCCAAGAAUUAUCAUUAUUCAUCUUCUUCUUUUUCUUCUUCUUCAUCUUCUUCUCAGCAAAGUACUCCAAGAGCAUUAUUUCAAAAUGGACCGUCUCAAGCCAUUUCUAAAUCUCCUCUCUGGGAUGUUGAGAAGGUGAAGUGCAGCCUUGGUUCCUCAAUGCCUAAGUCUGACAAAGAACUGAAGGGGGAGAUCGAGGAGCUCGAGACAGAGAUCUUAAAGUUAGAGCGGUAUCUUCUCUCGCUCUACAGAUCAUCUUUCGGAGAUUAUUUGCCUGCAUUAUCGUCACCAGAUAAUUUUUCACUCCCUCCAUUAAAGACCAAACUUCACAAUGACCGUGCCUGUUCUGUCUCUGAUAAGUCUGUCUCAUCCAGCUUCAAACGCUUGACCGGAACAGACAAGAUAAAAAGAUCCGACUCUGGUAACCCGAGUUUGGCUGAUCUUCUUGGUCUAAGCACUCUUAGUCCCAAUAAACUCUCUGAAGAGAUUAUAAGGAUUAUUAGUGUGAUAUACUUCAAACUAUCAGACAAUGGACAUAACAGAUUUGACAAGAACUCAAAGUGUGGACAGGAACUUGGAGUUGUUGUCCAUAAGCUUUACGUAGACAAUGACAAUUUAAAGUCUAUAGAGAGCAUGCUUCAGAAUUUCAGAUCGUUGGUGCAAAAGCUUGAGAAAGUUGAUCUGGCAAGGAUGGAUAGGGAAGAGAAGCUUGCUUUUUGGAUCAACAUUCAUAAUGCUUUGGUGAUGCAAGCAUAUAUAGUAUAUGGACUUGGUGAAGAUGCUACAAUCACAAUGGUCUUGAAGGCAGCAUUUAACAUAGGUGGGGAGUGGGUAAAUGUAUAUGAUAUCCAGAGUUCGAUAAUGGGCAUUCGUCCAUGCCAUCCACCAUCACGUUUAUGGACGCUGUUUUCACCGUCUAAGAGUUCGAAGACAAGUAACGGUGAACACACUUACGCGUUAGACUAUGCCGAACCACUUCUUCAUUUUGCCCUCUCUUCCGGAGAGUCAACCGAUCCAAUGGUCCGAGUUUAUAUAGCAGAAGGAAUCUUUCAAGAACUUAGGCAAGCAAGAGACGAAUUCAUCCAAACAAGUAUUGGUUUUGAGAAAGAGGCAAGGAUUCUAUUGCCAAAGAUCGUAUACAACUACGCAAAGGAUACUUCUCUCGACAUGGCGGAACUCUACAAUACAAUAUCAGAGUGCCUAACAGAGAAACAAAGAACAAUGAUGAGACGAAUUGUAAAGAAAAAGCAAGAUAGAAGUAUUCGUUGGAUUAGCCAUGACUCCAACUUCCGUUAUAUCAUCCAUUCGGAACUCGUCAGAGGGAGUCUUUGAAUUUGACAACGAUAUGGUUUGUAUGUAUCUAGUAUUCCGUUUGGUGCCAAGAUUUUGCUAAAUGACAGAGCUUGAAAUUGUAUG
This is a messenger RNA of Camelina sativa (false flax), 1540 nucleotides long. RefSeq lists its product as uncharacterized. The record is from RefSeq and is a predicted model, not a curated record. Lineage: Eukaryota; Viridiplantae; Streptophyta; Magnoliopsida; Brassicales; Brassicaceae.